CUGCUCCUAUAUACAAGAAUAUAACUACUAUAAUACUGCCUCCUAGCUGUGAGGUUGUGUGUCUGUAGUUCUCCUGAUGUCUGGAGCAAGCCCAGGGCGGGGCCACCCUGGGCGGGGAAGCUCCCCAAGCAAGGCCCAGGCUUCUCGGCCUACACUGGAGGAAAACUCCCAGACUCUUUUUGAUGGAGAUGAAAAUCCUGAAGUGGAUGUUGUACACCAAAGUCCUCAGCAUGGAAGCACUACAAGUGCAAGGAUGGAAGAUAAAGAAAUGGAUGUUUGUAAAGCAAAGAAAGAAGCAGCAGAAAGUGUUUGUGAGACACGUGUAAUGAUACAGUCGGCCGGCCAAGGCUCUCAGUGUGGGGAACAACCAAAAGGCUCCCAGAAAGUAAGUCCUGUAAGAGACAACAAGUCUGCUAUUCAAGGCCAUGAUGGUGCACAGGAGGUGAGGGGAUCACAGGCAGCAGGUGUGCAGCUCCACUCUCCAGCACAGAGACAGAGGAGGACAUCUCUGGAGAGGCAGACAUUACAGGAGAACCUACAGCAACAAGAGGUGGUCUCCAGCAUGACCCGCUCAGGCCGCACCAGAUCCCAGGCUGGAGGUAAGAGCCAAAAUACUGCAGAGGGGUCUAUGGGGGUGACACCUGGGAAAUUUGUGGAGAAAUCUCUAAGUGUCUGCAAAACUGUUCCUGCCCCGGACUCUGACCUGGCUUCAGCAGAUACAAGCAGCCAUGGCUCCGUAUUCAUCCAGCCCGAGAGUCUAUCCAGACCCCACCAGCAGGGCAAAGAGACCACCCGGGCACCAGAGCUACAGCUGGCGGAGGAGAUCCCAGCACUGGUGAGGAGGAUGGAGGAGCUGAAACACCAAAAACAAAUGCUACAGAUGCAGAUUGACUGUGUAUACAAACUAAAGACUGCGAACCCACAGUACAAGUCCAUGCAUGACAACAAACUGUAUACACUGAGCACAGAGCUGGCCACCAUAGUGAGCGAGAUGGACUGUUUACUGGAGAGGAUGGGACCACUGGCGGAAUCCUAUAGGAACCAGGAGCGCUUUUCCCAGUACCAGCUAAAUUUUGAUUCUGAGCCCAGAUCAGAUGUAAUACCUGACAUCACCGCAGAGGAGCCCCAGGAGGUGAAAAGACCCCUAAUAAAACCCCCAAACUUCACCUUUAAGGAUCAGCAUAAGUAUGGAGAACAGCAACAUCAGAGACCUGCAGCUGUUCCUAAACAAGAGCCUGCAAUUCCGGUACCUGCAGAGGCACCGCAAGUCCCAGAGGACCCAGUACAUGAGGAGGACAGUGGACAUUUGCCGGUGUAUGAAGCAGAAUUGACGGUGGCGGAGGUCAAAGAGGCCAUUGAUAAGUUACAUCUGAAGAAGGCACCAGGUCCAGAUGGGAUAACAGCAGAAUUCUAUAAGACAUUCAGAGACCUCUUGGCCCCAAUCCUCGUGGAUGUUUACACAAAUUGUCUAGAAAGUCACCUGAUGCCUCCAUCCAUGAGAGUGUCCUCGCUGAUUCUGCUGUCUAAAGGUAAAGAGCCGAGUGACAUCAAGAACUGGAGGCCAAUUGCCCUCUUGAAUGUCGACAGGAAGAUUCUGGCAAAGAUCCUGUUUUCUAGGUUAGUUUGUCUGUCCCCGGCACUGUUGGCAGGCUGUCAGUAUGGCACAGUAAAAGGGCGGAACAUCUCUGGGGCAGUGAUCUCCAUAAGGGAGAUGUUCGAGAGAUGUAAAGCCCUGAGGUGUGGGAGAUAUGUUGUGAGUCUUGACCAGGCUAAACAAUGGGCUUUUUUCUAA
Molecule: messenger RNA, 1792 nt
Organism: Hyla sarda
Lineage: Eukaryota; Metazoa; Chordata; Amphibia; Anura; Hylidae
Exons: 3
Coding region: 77-1792 (571 amino acids)
Source: RefSeq, a predicted model, not a curated record